AGUGAAGCUUUCUCUUCCGGGGCGAGCGUCUGGGUUCUCGCACGUGGUUGUGUUGCCCCGGCUUGAGCCGGCGCUGGCGGAGAAUUUGAGUUGUUUUACCGGAGCUGGUGAGCGGAGCCGGGACCAUGGAGGGCCAGAGCGUGGAGGAGCUGCUGGCUAAGGCGGAGCGGGACGAAGCCGACAAGUUGCAGCGCAUCACGGUGCACAAGGAGCUGGAGCUGGAGUUCGACCUGGGUAACCUGCUGGCCUCGGACCGGAAUCCUCCCACGGGCCUGCGGCGCGGGGAACCCAUCCCGGAGGCCGAACUGCGGGCCUUGGCGCGGGACAACACGCAGCUGCUCAUCAACCAGCUGUGGCAGUUGCCCACGGAGCGCGUAGAGGAGGCGCUGGUGGGGGGGCAGUUCGCGCGCCUCAAGGGCAUCCGUCCCAAAAAGAAGACCAAUCUGGUGUGGGACGAGGUAAGCGGCCAGUGGCGACGCCGCUGGGGUUACCAGCGCGCCCGCGACGACACCAAGGAGUGGCUGAUCGAGGUGCCCGGGAGUGCCGACCCCUUGGAGGACCAGUUCGCCAAGCGGAUUCAGGCUAAGAAGGAACGGGUGGCCAAGAACGAGCUGAACCGACUGCGUAACUUAGCCCGCGCGCACAAGACGCGGCUCCCCAGCUCGGCCGGGAUGCACCCGACGGGACACCAGAGUAAGCAGGAGCUGGGCCGCGCCCUGCAAGUGGCCAGGGUCUCCACCGCUUCCGUGGGGCGCUUUCAGGAGCGCCUGCCCAAGGAGAAGGCCCCCCGGGGCUCCGGCAAGAAGAGGAAGUUUCAGCCUCUUUUCGGGGACUUUGCCGCGGAGAAAAAGAGCCAGUUGGAGAUGCUGCGACUCAUGAACAGCAAAAAGCCUCAGCUGGACGUGACCAGGGCCGCCAAUAAGCAGAUGAGGGAGGAAGACCAGGAGGAGGCGGCCAAGAGGAGAAAAAUGAGCCAAAAGGGCAAGAGAAAGGGGGGCCGGCAGGGUCCUGGGGGCAGGAGGAAAGGGGGGCCCCCGCCCAGCCAGGGAGGUAAGAGGAAAGGAGGCUUUGGAGGCAAGAUGAAUUCCGGGUCGCCCGGCUGGGGUGGCAAGAGGAAAGGAGGGCAACACCAAGGAGGAAAGAAGAGGAAGUAAAGUUGACCCUCUGACCCGAGUACCUGUAAACCAAGAGCUACUCUACAUGUUAAGGUCUGAGUCCUGCAGGGGAUGCAGAAGAAGGUGGCCACCACCUUCAUUGAGGUUGAAGGGAUAGGAUUGCCCUCCCCUCCCCUUAAGAUACUAUGAAAAUGUUGGACUUUACAAAUUAAUGUUUUUCCAAUCAUGUUUUUGGCUGGAGGUUUAAAGGAUGUAUUUUUUUUAUUAACUUUGGAUGUGGUAUAAGGGACAGUUCAUAUUUCAGAGACAAAAUAGUAUGACUUCAGCUUUAUUUUUGUAACAAGCUUCUGUAUUGAUCAAAGUAGCUGGGAGCACACAGAAAGAUUUCAGAACUGACCUUAAAAGUAAUUGUUGUGAAGUUAUUUAAUAAAAGUGUGUCUGUAUUUAAUGUUGCUUUUCACUGUUUGGCUAUUGUUAAAUAAAGCCAGUGACCUGGAUAUCUGGCACAUGAUAUUUUCCUUUACUUUCUAAAACAGCAGCAAACUUGUGAUUUUAGCAACAUCACUGUAAAAAAAAAAACCAAACUUUUAGUAUCAGAUAUAAUAUUGAAGGGAUAGUAUAAUUGGUUUUUCUGAAAACAGAUUUCCUGCUUUUCAACACAAAAUAUUGAUUUGCUUGCUGUAAAUGAUAAGUUUGGGUAUAACUGAAUAACGGUGGUAAUUGUCAUUAAUCCAGAAAAUACUUAAAUCUUUCUCAACGUUUAUGUCCCCAAUUUUUUUAAAGCUUCAAAUAGGAUCUGUUUUGGGAAGACAGCUUACAAAACUCUUAAUUGAAACAUUAUCUUUUAUUCAUUUGUCAAAUUGGCCUGGAGCUGGUUUGUUAGGUGUUGAAAUGUUAUUGCCAUUCUGGUUAUCUCUCCCUAAAUAAUUAUCUCCUGAAAAGUAUUCAUAGUAGACCUCAAAUCCAGGGGGUCUUUUUUUGCUGCUAUUACAGAGCUGAGAGCCAUUAUACUCUGCUGUUUGGUCUGACAAUUGAUAGGAAAUUAAAAUUGGGAAUUCA
Molecule: messenger RNA, 2174 nt
Organism: Myotis brandtii (Brandt's bat)
Lineage: Eukaryota; Metazoa; Chordata; Mammalia; Chiroptera; Vespertilionidae
Gene: RRS1
Product: ribosome biogenesis regulator homolog
Exons: 2
Coding region: 126-1154 (342 amino acids)
Biological process (GO): ribosomal large subunit export from nucleus; ribosomal large subunit biogenesis; ribosome biogenesis
Cellular component (GO): nucleolus; preribosome, large subunit precursor; nucleus
Molecular function (GO): protein binding
Source: RefSeq, a predicted model, not a curated record